Messenger RNA from Chanos chanos (milkfish), 3110 nucleotides. It is a transcript of the gene tob2, whose product is annotated as transducer of ERBB2, 2. Gene Ontology annotation, biological process: regulation of gene expression. Lineage: Eukaryota; Metazoa; Chordata; Actinopteri; Gonorynchiformes; Chanidae. Gene Ontology annotation, cellular component: nucleus; cytoplasm. The transcript has 2 exons. Gene Ontology annotation, molecular function: transcription corepressor activity. Bases 498 to 1766 code for a protein of 422 amino acids. The record is from RefSeq and is a predicted model, not a curated record.
UAGACCUGGAACAGUGACAAAGCUUUGCAAAUAUAUUUAAGAUAAAAGAAAAAAAAAACUAGCCCAAUGCAUCAGGCCCCCUUUUAAAAAACAUUUCUUCCAAAGCCAUACAUCCAUGCAGGUCAUACAAAUUUUAGGGGAAUUAAACGCGCAGGACAAAACACAAGCUUUGGCAUCAAGAGCGACUGAGAACUGAGGAUGGUCAGACUGUAGUCAGAUGUUUUCUCUGGAGAACCUGCAGUAAACCCAGUCAGUCUGGUCCGGGCUGGGUUUCGUCCUACUCCCCUACAGACUCAGUGCUGAGCUGCACUGGAGCCCAAGCGGCUGGACUGUGAGAAAGGCUUGUUUCAAAUCUCUCUCUGGUCCUUAGUCUCAGAAGGAAAAGCUGAAAACUGAAAGGCCACAGCUCUGAAGCUUUUUGUCCAGCGUUGGAUGAAGAUGUUAACCACGUUCUUCUGACUCUUUCGGCCAUCUCAUCUGAACCCACUUUACCCAACAUGCACUUGGAGGUGAAGGUAGCGCUCAAUUUCAUUGUGUCCUACCUGUACAAUAAACUGCCCCGUCGCCGUGCCGACCUGUUUGGCGAGGAGCUGGAGCGCAUCCUCGUGUCUCGUUUCGAGGGGCACUGGUAUCCUGAGGCGCCGCUGCGUGGCUCCGCCUUUCGCUGUCUUCACCUGGGGGCGCCCAGGGAUCCGGUGGUGGAGCUAGCAGCCCAGCGGAGCGGACUGGACACGGAGGAGGUCCGAGCCAACGUGCCACCAGAACUCAGCAUUUGGAUCGACCCGUACGAGGUGUCCUAUCAGAUCGGAGAGAAAGGAUCGGUGAAGGUGCUGUAUCUCGAGGGCCCUCCGGGUUUGGGAGGGGAGGGCGGUAGAGUGGAGGGCGUCGGCAGCCCGAGGAAGAGCGACGUGGCGGAGCCUGAGGAUGGCAAGAGCAUGGGGUUCAACCCUGACGCCCAGGUUUUCGUUCCCAUCGGCGGUCAGGUGUCGCCCGUCCUGCUGCCGUCCCUCUCCAACUCACCCACUCCAUCCCCAGCCUCCUCCUCGUGCCAGGGUCUUUAUGGCUACGCCGCCUCCUCCGCUACUCCCCCUAACCCCACAGCCCACUCCUCUUCCAGCACCUCCUCUCCCUCUCCACCCAGCGCCGGCCUGUCGUACUUGCCCACCCAAGCGCCUCCGCUGCCUCACACCACCCUCCCCCCCAACCUGCGUCCGGCUCCUCAGCCAAUCACCUUCACCACUGCCAGCUUCGCCGCCACCAAGUUUGGCUCCACCAAGAUGAAGAAAUGCAGCACCUCGGGGUCUGUGGCCGGAGCCCCGGGGGUGGGCAUGAUGGCCCCCCCGCAGCAGAGGAUGCUGACCCGAUCCCCCCCAACCCUGUCUCCUCCCGGGCUGGUGAAACACAAGCCUCUGUCUCUGUCCCUUCACUCGCUGGGCGGGUCGGUGCCCAGUCAGCUGUCUCCUAAUGCCAAAGAGUUCGUCUACCCCGCCUCCCCAGGGCCCAUGUACUACGACACGGAGGCUCCGCCCCUGCCCACCCACACCAACCCCACCUCAUUUCAGCCCCCGCCUCCUCCGCAUCACCCCGCCCACCCCCACGCCCCCUUCGACCCCUUCACCAGCCCACCUCCUGGACAGGCCGUGGGUAUGGUGAGUGGCAGCGGGGGGAUCCCCUUUAUGGAGAAGCCUGCAUAUGUGGAGGGUUUGGGCGGAUACAACCUGCAGUAUCCCAGCCAAGCCUUCCAGCCCGUGGUGUUGGCCAAUUAAAUGUCAUCUCUGAAUAACACAUGAGGGAUAUACAGGCUGGUAUUCUGCUCUUUAAGGGACAUUUGUUACCCUAUGGCAACUGUUGUUACUAAUACAAAAAAGAAUUAGAGCUGUUACUAUGACUACUACAACCACAACUACUCCCUGUUAUCUAUGAUUCCUUUUUUUUUUUUCUUUUUUUCUUCUCCGGUUCAGUGUCGGAACGAGGGAGUAGCCAGGCUCCUGGUGCACGUUUGUGUUUUGUUGUUUGUUUUAUGGGGGGUUUUUUUUAUGUUUUUGUUUUUCAUUGAAUGUUUCGUGGACUCGGAUGUCACUUUGUAUUGGUGUCACUGUUUGACUUCAUCAUGGACUGUGGCUCAGCAGUGUAGGAAAAGCUGGAACCUGUUCUGAUGGAUGCUUUUGCUAGGCUAAGUGGUUAGCAUGCAGUUUGCUCGUGUCUCUGUCUAAAUGAAUGGAGCUUCAGGCGGCGUGUGAGAGCGCUUUGCCUGGGAGAGCACAGGCGUCUCUCGGCCUGUGUUCACAGGGCUUUGGGACGUGGGCCCGGCUGGCGCUGGGACAGCGCAUUUUGUUCAAGCAGUGACUUAAUCAUGGACCAUGCAAACAGAGUUUGUUAAGAUAUUAUGGAGAAGCAUGGAGAGGUCGGAUUGUAAUGGAGGCUGACCUUGGACGCCCUUCAGGUAGAAUGUGUUUUCAUAUUGACCUAAAAGCCAUAAAUAUGAACUGUAGUAAGUACACCCCCUACCCCCCUUCACGAACCUGCAGAAACCGGUGAAGGUGAGCGGGUGAAGUGGAGGGUGGAGCAGGAUGUAGUUGGGAAGGAGAGAUUGUGAUGAAUGGUUGAGUGUUCACUGGGGCUGAACCGUUUUACCGUCAUGGCUGCACUAAACACUAAACCUGGUGGCCAGUGUGGUGGAGCGGCAGAGAGGUGCGAGUGGACAUCUGUGUGGCGUCACUCAGAGAACCUUCUAGUGAUGUGUUGACGGACAUGACGCGUGCUUUGGGAGAUGUCCUUUUCGGUUCUGUGUGUUGGUUUGACUGAUGAAUGUUUUUGCUUAAGUUUCUGAGUGGAAUGAGUAUAUGCUCUUCCAUACUGACUGUGACUGGCCAGCAUCACACACAGCGAGAGACCGCUGUUAGCCGCACACAGGGACACGACCGGUGUUGGUUAAGACCGGUGUUGGUUAAGACUGCUGUCCUGCCUCUCUCUCUACCUCCCUCACCAUCAUUCAGCACUUUAAACAUAACGCCUGACCCAGAAUGCCUCUGGUCCUCCCUCCCCAUCAGCAUGAGCGCGUGGGGGUCAGGAUGGUCACUAAUGUCGGGGGGGGUUUGGAACGGGAAGGA